CCAGAAGGUCCCGCGGCCGGAGUCAACUUCCGGCCAGAAAAGAGCAGGCGCUUCCUGUGUGAGGGAGGCGGUGAGCCAGGUCCUAUCGGGUAGCUGAGACCCAGCGUGCUGAGACACCGCGAAUUGCAACUCCGAGACCUGGCUAACCUCUGAAUUGAAGGAGCAGUCGUUUCGGGUGGGUCCAGGCAGGGCGCUGAGAGGAAUCGGCCGUGGGGACAACUCUGGACCACAUUUCCCAGAGGGCCUGGCGGCCUGUCACUCUUCUCGCGGGAACUCGAAAUUUUCAUCACGCCUGGCGGGACCGUUAGAUUCGUGAGGCCAGAGAUCGUGAGCCCAUGGGGACCUGGUUCAACUGUGCAGGUUCGGAUCUCAGGGGACCCGAAAGGUCUAAAUUGAAGAAACUGGAGACCGAUACGGAGCUUCUGUGCUGGCGGAAUGGAAUGAGAAGUGGGGAAGUUAUGCGACUCGUAUGCAGAUAUAGGAUGCCUGUCAUUGUGGAAUUGUGACCAUGUGUCCCUAUGGUAGUACGUGCUCAUAACACCAAGACAGUGGGGUGCCUGCAACUGUGCGAGUGUAAUUAUGCGUCCUGUGUUCUUCUCUUUUCCAGGUGAGGCUCAAAAGAGAAGGAAAGAAUGCAUGAUGAACUUCUGCAAACAGUGUCCAAGGGGUCAAUGAUGUUCAGGGACAUGUCUGUAAACUUCUCUCAGGAGGAAUGGGAAUGCCUGGACUCUGGUCAGAUGAAUUUAUACAAAGAAGUGAUGUUGGAGAAUUUCAGCAACCUGGUUUCAGUGGGACUUUCUAGUUCUAAACCGGCUGUGAUCUCCUUAUUGGAACAAGGAAAAGAGCCCUGGAUGAUUGACAGAGAACUGACCAGAGGCCUUUGUUCAGAUCUGGAAUCCAUGUGUGAGACCAAGUUAUUAUCUCUAAAGAAGAGACAUUUUAGUCAAGUAAUUUUUACCCAUGAAGACUUACCCACUUUUUAUCAGCCGACAUUUCUCAUUCCACAUCAAAAAACUAUUAAUGAAGAGAAAUCCUGUGAAUAUAAAAUAUGUGGAAAGGCCUUUAAUCAAAACUCACAGUUUAUUCAACAUCAAAGAAUUCAUUCUGCUGAAAAAAACUAUGAAUGUAAGGAGUGUGGGAAAUCCUUUAGUCGUGGCUCACUUGUUACUCGACAUCAAAGAAUUCAUACUGGUGAAAAACCCUAUGAAUGUAAAGAAUGUGGCAAGGCUUUUAGUUGUAGUUCGUAUUUUUCUCAACAUCAGAGGAUUCACACUGGUGAGAAACCCUAUGAAUGUAAGGAAUGUGGAAAGGCCUUUAAUUAUUGCUCAAACCUUAAUGAUCAUCAGAGAAUUCACACUGGUGAAAAACCCUAUGAAUGUAAAGUAUGUGGAAAAGCCUUUACUAAGAGUUCACAACUUUUUCCACACCUGAGAAUUCAUACCGGUGAGAAACCUUAUGAAUGUAAGGAAUGUGGGAAAGCCUUUACUCAACAUUCAAGGCUUAUUCAGCAUCACAGAAUGCACACUGGUGAGAAACCUUAUGAGUGUAAGGAAUGUGGGAAGGCCUUUAGUAGUGCCUCAACACUUACUAACCAUCACAGAAUUCACACUGGCAAGAAACUCUAUGAAUGUAAAGAAUGUGGAAAGGCCUUUAUUCAGAGCUCAGAACUUAUUCAACAUCAGAGAAUCCAUACAGGUGAAAAACCAUAUGAAUGUAAUGAGUGUGGAAAGGCUUUUAAUAAAGGCUCAAACCUUACUCGUCAUCAAAGAAUUCACACUGGUGAGAAACCUUAUGACUGUAAAGAAUGUGGAAAGUCCUUUGGUAGUCGCUCUGACCUCAUCCGCCAUGAAGGAACUCAUAAUGGAUAAGUGAUAGUUCCUUUUGAUAAACUUGAUAGUAAUAUUUUUAAAACAAAUGAUGCAAAAAAAAAGCAAGGGGAAAAAACUGAAGGUUCUUCUGUGUAAUAGUUUCCUAGGGUUGCUGUAAUGAAAUACCAAGUACCACAAAACAAGGUGGCUUAAAACAACAGAACUUAUUCUCUCAUAGUUUUUGAGACUUGAAACCCAAAAUCAAAGUUGUUGGCAAGUUUGGUUCCUUCUAGGGACUCAGGAAGAAUCUGUUCCACACCCUUCUAGCUUCUUAUAGCAGCAAUUUUUGACAUGCCUCGGCUUAUAGAAGCAUUGCUGCUGUCUCUGCCUCCAUCUUCAUACUACGUUCUCUGUGUGUCUCUGCAUCUGUUCUGUUAUACAGACACAGGUCAUAUUGGAUUAGGGCUCACCAUAAGAACCUCAUCUUAACUUGAUUUUAUCUGCAGAGACCUUAUUUCCGGGUAUUAUCACAUUAACAUACCAGGGGUUGGACUUCCAACAUAGUUCAACCCAUUACACUGUUAACACUAUUUUUUCUAAUGUGUUUGUAAUUUUAUGUAUAACAUUAAUCAAAUGUAUUUAAUAAUGUGAAUUCAAGGUCUAAAUUAAACCCCCUUUUCCCUCAAAAAAUUCUGUCCCCAAAAUUCUAUGUUUUAGGACCAUCUUUUCUAUUUCUGUGGCCUACAUCAUACUACACUGUAAAUUGUGUUGCAUAGGCUAUCUUUGAAUUCAUGGUGGAAUUAUAAAUUUGUAUUUGAAGACAGCUCUAUUUUUUCCUUUUGUUAAGUUAGUAUUUUCUUGUUGUUAAAAAAAAAAACAGAGGGCACAAAGAAAGAUUUAUAAGCCUGUGAAACAGAAAUGACUGCUUUCAAAUUAUCAUAGUAUAUCCUUGCAGGCUUUAUUUCAUGUAAUCAUGAUACACAUGUUGUACAUAUGGUACAUGUUGUACCAUAACCUGCUUUUAUCACGCUACUGUUUAAGUACAGAUGUUUAUGUAUUAUUAUUUUUAAUGGUGUCAUAAUCUUUUCUGUGGUUGACUCUCAUUUUGCUAAAUAACUACUGAUAAAUAUUUUGGUGCCUGUUUACUAAAUACAACUUUAGUACUUUUUUUGUUUGAAAUUUCAAAACAUUUAAUUUCAAUGUUGAAAUCACUAAUGAAUAUUUUCUCCCUGUAAAAAAUUGCCAAUAAUCCCCAAUUCCCUCAUAAUCACUAUUAUGAAUUUAUUUUUAUCCAUUGAAACCUUUUUUUUUUUUUUGAGUUUUUUACAUGCAUGUGCACAUACAACCAAAUAUGUAAACAGUUUAGAAAAAGUGUUGCUUUAUACUUUUUUUUGUAUAAUUACUAAUGAUGGUUAUGUUGGAUUGUUGUAAGGAUUUAACUCAUUUGAGUUAAGUGAAAAAUGGGAGUCUUACUAACAUAUAGUAAGAAUGUAGCUGGUAGUUAUCCAAAAUUAACAUUAAUAUUUUCAACAUUAUUAUUUAUGGAAAGGACUUUUACCAUGUUUCAUCAUAAUUUAUAUCAAAGAAUUUAUAAUGAAAAAAGGACCUAUGGCUGUAAUGUUUGCAAAAAAGCAUCUUAGCAACACUUACUCCUUAUUCAACAUAAAGUAUAAAAAAAAAAAAAAAAACACUAAGAAAACUCAGAGACAAAGAAUGGGUGAAUAAGCCUACAUUAACACCUUGUACUUCAUGCUACACAAUUAUCUCAUACCCAGCAAAAAACCUAUUUAUCAAGAAUAGUUGAAAACCCAAUUGUCAAAAAAGAGAAAGACAUGAAAUAUUGUUAAUAAUCACUUCCUUCUCAGAAAAUCUGUAGAUCAUAUUCUUUUCCAGAAUGGGAAAAAAUUAAAAUAUGAUAACAAUAAA
Bubalus bubalis (water buffalo) is the source of this 3734-nucleotide messenger RNA. RefSeq names its product zinc finger protein 829 (gene ZNF829). The transcript is spliced from 5 exons. Gene Ontology annotation, molecular function: DNA-binding transcription repressor activity, RNA polymerase II-specific; RNA polymerase II cis-regulatory region sequence-specific DNA binding. Gene Ontology annotation, biological process: negative regulation of transcription by RNA polymerase II. The coding region runs from base 633 to 1868 and encodes 411 amino acids. The record is from RefSeq and is a predicted model, not a curated record. Lineage: Eukaryota; Metazoa; Chordata; Mammalia; Artiodactyla; Bovidae. Gene Ontology annotation, cellular component: nucleus.